AUGGUGCAAGCUGAAUCUUCCUCUGCCGCUCGCAGCGGUGCCAAGGCAAAUACUGCUGGUGCUCCGGUGGACUAUGAGCUCCCCUGGGUCGAGAAAUAUCGCCCAAUCUUCCUCGAUGAUAUUGUCGGUAACACUGAAACAGUGGAACGGUUAAAGAUCAUUGCCAAAGAUGGCAAUAUGCCACACGUUAUCAUCUCCGGCAUGCCGGGUAUUGGAAAGACCACUUCAGUUUUAUGUCUAGCGCGGCAAAUGUUGGGUGAUGCAUACAAGGAGGCAGUUCUAGAGCUGAACGCUAGUGAUGAGAGAGGUAUCGAUGUGGUCCGGAAUCGAAUCAAAGGUUUUGCCCAAAAGAAGGUUACAUUGCCCCAAGGACGCCAUAAGUUGGUCAUUCUUGAUGAAGCCGAUAGUAUGACUGCCGGUGCCCAACAAGCCCUGCGACGUACUAUGGAAAUAUAUUCCUCCACCACACGAUUUGCCUUCGCCUGUAACCAGUCGAAUAAGAUCAUCGAACCCAUUCAAUCACGUUGCGCCAUUCUUCGUUACGCCCGGUUGACGGACGCCCAGGUUGUGAAACGGUUGAUGCAGAUUUGCGAGGCGGAGAAGGUCCAGCACUCCGAGGACGGCAUUGCUGCACUUGUUUUCAGUGCAGAGGAGACAUGCAGUACCUGGUCCGGUUUCGGCUUUGUCAGCGGAGACAAUGUUUUCCGGGUAGUCGACAGCCCGCACCCGGUCAAAGUCCAAGCGAUGAUCAAAGCUUGCUGGGAAGGCAAGGUGGAUGUGGCAUUGGAGGGUUUGAAUGAACUAUGGACCCUGGGAUACUCUUCUCACGAUAUCAUCAGCACCAUGUUCCGAGUCACCAAGACCAUCCCCACAUUGUCCGAACAUUCCAAGUUGGAGUUCAUUCGGGAGAUUGGAUUCACGCAUAUGCGUAUUCUAGAUGGUGUGCAGUCACUGCUUCAACUGAGUGGCUGUGUGGCAAAGCUUUGCAAGAUUAACAUGAAACCCGAUCUUUUCGAGCCUCCCAAGGCUUGA
Molecule: messenger RNA, 1032 nt
Organism: Penicillium coprophilum
Lineage: Eukaryota; Fungi; Ascomycota; Eurotiomycetes; Eurotiales; Aspergillaceae
Product: replication factor C subunit 4
Exons: 6
Coding region: 1-1032 (343 amino acids)
Biological process (GO): DNA repair; DNA-templated DNA replication
Cellular component (GO): Ctf18 RFC-like complex; Rad17 RFC-like complex; Elg1 RFC-like complex
Molecular function (GO): DNA clamp loader activity; DNA binding; ATP hydrolysis activity
Source: RefSeq, a predicted model, not a curated record